Messenger RNA from Ornithorhynchus anatinus (platypus), 1965 nucleotides. RefSeq names its product glyoxalase I (gene GLO1). The coding region runs from base 23 to 610 and encodes 195 amino acids. Gene Ontology annotation, molecular function: metal ion binding; lactoylglutathione lyase activity. The transcript is spliced from 6 exons. Lineage: Eukaryota; Metazoa; Chordata; Mammalia; Monotremata; Ornithorhynchidae. The record is from RefSeq and is a predicted model, not a curated record.
GCGGGCCGAGGCGUGCUCAGUCAUGGCGACGGCGGCGGCUCCGCAGGACCUGCCCCGGCAGGAGCGGGACGGGGAGGUGCGGGGCCUCUCCGACGCCGCCGCCUUCGCCCUCUGCUCCGACCCCGACCCCAGCACCAAGGAUUUCCUCUUGCAGCAGACAAUGUUAAGAAUAAAGGAUCCGAAGAAAUCGCUGGAUUUCUACACGAGAGUUCUCGGAAUGACACUUCUCCAGAAAUUUGAUUUUCCCACUAUGAAGUUUUCGCUUUAUUUUCUGGCAUUUGAGGAUAAAAACGAGAUCCCCAAAGACAAAAAUGAGCGAACGGCAUGGACUUUUUCCAGGAAAGCAACGCUUGAGUUAACCCAUAACUGGGGCACCGAAAAAGACGAAAAUCAGGCUUACCACAACAGUAACUCCGACCCUCGAGGAUUUGGUCACAUUGGGAUUGCUGUUCCUGACGUACAAAGUGCUUGCAAAAGAUUUGAGGACCUUGGAGUAAAAUUUGUGAAGAAACCAGAUGAUGGAAAAAUGAAAGGCCUGGCAUUUAUUCAGGAUCCCGAUGGCUACUGGAUCGAAAUUCUGAAUCCUAACUCCAUGAUCACCCUGACUUAAGUUUUGUGAGGCUCAGAGAUGGAAUAUUACGUGAAUUUACACAAUUGGGGGAAAUAGGUCUCAUACAGUCAUGAAGUUUACCCAAAGUGAAUUCGGCUACCCUCUUGGAACCCCGCCUGGCUAAUUUACUGAUUUUUCCACCUACUGCUUCUCUCAUUCUAAGUGAGCCUAGUUCAUCAGUCAAUCAGUGGUAUGUAUUGAGUGCUUUCUGUGUGCAAAGCCUGUACUAAGCGCUUGGGAGAGUCCAAUCUAACAGUCUGUAGACACGUUCCCCACCCACCGCGAGCUAACAGAUGAGUCCACAGAGGUCAUCGUAAGUGGUGCUUCUCACUACCCCGAAAGGGAGGCUGGCUUUUCGAGGAUAUAGCCAUUACUGCGUAGUUAAGCUGCUUUUCCUUUUAUCAAUCAAUGGUCGUGAUUGAGCACAGCACUGUAGGUAGUAAUUAGUCCCCUUUCCACUCCAAGAUUGAUUUCUUUUGAAUCUUGUUCCUCAAAGAGACCAUUUCUUUUUUAUGUCCUGCCUCUGAACCUUUCAUUAACAGGCUUUUAUUCUUUCCCGGAACACUCAGAAAUAACUAUUAGGGGACAAGGGAAAGUGCAUACUUGGAAACUGGGUGACUUCAGAAAAAACAACACCACAUUUUUAAAGGUCGAGCAGGUGAUGAUGAGUUGUACUAAAACGAAAAUGCCUGCAGGAGCAGCUAUAAGACUGCUGGAGAUAUUAUUAACAAUAGUAAUGAUGAUAAUGCCAUCUUUUCUUCUAAAACUUCUAAUGUUAAUUGGACACUAUUUUAAGAGAAGGAAAUGAAGACCAUUCUGAAAACCUAGCUGUAUUGAGGCACAAUUUUAACAUACUUAUUCUGGCAGAGGCAUUGAGAUCCUGUUACAGUUUAAAAAUAUUUUUGACAAGUGACUGAUAUACACGUUACAGAGUACUUGUGAAUACCUCUUCCGGAAGCCUCAUGGAAAGAAAUCUGCCUUGAGGGAAGUGGAAUUUUUUAUUUUUUGGUCAGCCAGCAGCCAUGAGCAAUGAUGUGCAAGAAUUAAGAGCAGAGGCAAACUAGAGAAAAGUUUGAAAAAAGUGGUUUUAGGAAUACAUACGGAGAAUCGGUCACCCUCAGUCAGUAGCAUUGAAUUCCAAUUCUCAACUGUCAACUUGAUUUUUUUUCUAACAGAGUGAUCUUGAUCACCAUUAUAAUCCUAAAUAUUAGUAGAAAUUCUAUUUGAAGUUCAGUUACAUUUAGACAGUUUGUCAAAUGUAAUAGAGUCCUUGAAGGCAAUUUAUUGGAUGCAUUACUAGAGUCGAUUUGUCAUUUUGGUUUGUGGGGAAUAAACGUGAGUGAUCUCAAACCGGA